CUCUCUCUCUCUCCCCUCCCCCUCCCCCUCCCCCCUCUCUAUCUCUCAGCUUCUUACUGGUAUUGUAAAGAUUAAUAAACGAAGAAAGUGGCGAAAACGAUAAGAGUUUGAAUUAUUUAUAUGUUUUAGAGCAUUAGAAGUCUUCUGACACAGCUCCAACGAAUUUCAUUCAAUUCCUAUCGAAUUGGAUAGAGCUAAUUGCAGUUGCUCUGGUUUCGCCAUUUUUUUGAGGAUGUUGAGGAGCUCAGUUUAAUUUCUUUAUUUUUCUGUUGGUUUCAUUGGUUUCCGAUGAGUCAAACGAGCAUUGGAUCCAGAUCGAGGGGGUGGUGAUUACAAGGCGGAGAAGAAAUGAGUGAUAGUCAGCGGUUUCAGCUUGGCACCGUCGGGGCAUUGUCUCUGUCAGUGGUUUCAUCGGUGUCGAUCGUGAUUUGCAAUAAGGCACUUAUAAGUACUCUUGGUUUCACUUUUGCAACAACUUUGACUAGCUGGCAUCUUCUGGUCACAUUCUGUUCCCUUCAUGUGGCAUUAUGUAUGAAACUGUUUGAACACAAGCCUUUUGAUGCACGAGCUGUUAUGGGCUUUGGCAUACUUAAUGGGAUUUCUAUUGGACUACUGAAUCUUAGCUUGGGUUUCAACUCUGUGGGCUUCUACCAGAUGACGAAGCUGGCAAUCAUUCCUUGUACCGUUCUUUUGGAGACUCUCUUCUUUAGGAAGAAGUUUAGUAGGAACGUCCAGGCCUCUCUUUCCAUCCUCCUCUUGGGUGUUGGUGUUGCAACUGUGACUGAUCUGCAGCUCAAUGCUCUGGGUUCUAUUUUGUCACUGUUAGCAGUUGUUACAACUUGUGUUGCUCAAAUUAUGACCAACACUAUCCAGAAGAGGUUUAAGGUUUCUUCAACCCAACUUUUGUAUCAGUCUUGCCCCUAUCAAGCCAUGACAUUAUUUAUCGUUGGUCCAUUUCUAGAUGGACUUCUGACUAAUCAAAAUGUUUUUGCAUUCAAGUAUACACCUCAAGUGUUGGUGUUCAUUGUUCUGUCCUGCCUGAUCUCUGUCUCUGUUAACUUCAGUACAUUUCUUGUAAUUGGAAAGACGUCUCCUGUUACCUAUCAGGUCCUGGGACAUUUGAAAACAUGCCUCGUUCUGGCCUUUGGUUAUGUUUUACUUCGUGACCCUUUUAGCUGGAGGAACAUAUUUGGAAUCGUGAUUGCCAUCAUUGGAAUGAUACUGUAUUCGUACUUCUGCAGUGUUGAGAGUCAGCAGAAAGCUAUUGAAGCAUCUGCACAGUUGUCACAGGCGAAGGAAAAUGAAUCUGAUCCUUUAAUAAGUGUGGAAAAUGGAACGGGGAUUGGGAAUGAUGGUGCUGCCCUAACAACCCCUGUCUGGAGCUUGAACAAAGAUUUGCGUGCAUAAAGGUUUUUGUACUUCAUUAAUCCACAGAACAUGAGAGGUUAAUAGGAAACUGUUCCAGCAAUGAAGAAUUCAGGAGCAAGGGGAUGGCCUCGAUGAACUGCAUCUACUAAUGCGAGAGAAUAGAGAUGUUGUUUGAAAAGAUUAUGGGGGAUCGCCAAUAUAAUAGUUUUUUAUUUUUAUUUUUUGGUAGAAGCCAUUAUAAUAGUUGAAAUAGUAGCAAAAAAUGCAUUUAUUUUCCUUAGCAGUUUUGUCUUCCAUUUAUAUAUGUUCCGAAGAGUUCUCAAGCUGGAUGUAAUCCCUGUUAAUUUGACGGUUGAUUGAGCAUUAUUGUUUCUAAAUAUUGGAAGAAGAAAGAAGAUUUUUUAGGAUUAA
Molecule: messenger RNA, 1779 nt
Organism: Macadamia integrifolia
Lineage: Eukaryota; Viridiplantae; Streptophyta; Magnoliopsida; Proteales; Proteaceae
Product: UDP-xylose transporter 3
Exons: 8
Coding region: 349-1407 (352 amino acids)
Cellular component (GO): Golgi apparatus
Molecular function (GO): antiporter activity; UDP-xylose transmembrane transporter activity
Source: RefSeq, a predicted model, not a curated record